Scleropages formosus (Asian bonytongue) is the source of this 3429-nucleotide messenger RNA. Its product is annotated as carbohydrate sulfotransferase 8-like. The transcript has 5 exons. Gene Ontology annotation, cellular component: membrane. The record is from RefSeq and is a predicted model, not a curated record. The coding region runs from base 834 to 2117 and encodes 427 amino acids. Lineage: Eukaryota; Metazoa; Chordata; Actinopteri; Osteoglossiformes; Osteoglossidae. Gene Ontology annotation, biological process: proteoglycan biosynthetic process; carbohydrate biosynthetic process. Gene Ontology annotation, molecular function: sulfotransferase activity.
UCUGCUCCGCUGACAGCACACACGCCCACGCUCCCUCACGCACACACACACAGUCGCACACAUGGUUUCGCGUCCUUCUCCACACACGAUUCAACGCGCUUCGUGGAUUCUCUGGCAUGCAGCUUCGGACCAUCUCCGCACCUGAAGCCGGGCGUUCGGCGACAAAGGAGGGCAGACCGCCGACUCGCGCACUUCGGGCUCCUUCCUUCUUAAGCAGCACUCCCUCGGAACGCGAUGGCGGUCGGGAGGAGCUCACGGUGUUUUCUUUAACCCGAAUCUUUUAAAAUCAUCAGGAUUUUCCAGAGCCCCCCUGAAGCUGCGGUUACUAUUUUUGCGCUGGUUGCCCGGAGGCGUUGUGAGCAGCAUCGUCCGUUCCCCUGGAGACCGUCCCCAGGAUGCGCGGAGCGGAGCGGAACUGUACAUUGUCGUCUAGCGGACCGUGGGCAAACUUUGCCAUCCUGGUGGAUCGUAGACGCACAGGGGGUCCGCGGCAGUGCGCCCUGUAGGGCAGAUCCCCCACAGAGGCCGAUGUUUUCAUGGUCCAGUCUGAGUUACUUUCUGGAGGUGGGCGAGAGUUGCUCGAACGGUGCUCUCCACUAAGAUUCGUCCGGAGAGCGCGCUCACUCCCGUUUCUAUCCCAGCUGGUACCAAGCCAAAGGAAAAUCAGUCUGUGGGAGGUUUUCUGCAGCCCAUUCCAUUCAUGCUGAGUCUGAUAGCGGCUGAAGCUCCAUUGUGACACUCUAAGGAGAGCAACGUGGAACGUGUCUCCAAUGGAUCUGGCUGCAGUCCAGCCAUCUAUAAAUUAAAGGUCCCUCCUACAGAACGAACUUGACAUGCUCGCGCUCGAAUGUAGAGUGGCAGACGCCCGCUGCGGGAGGCGCAGGCUGAGAGUGGCGCCCAUGCAUCUUCCCUGCUCCUUCUGGUUCCUCCUGCUGUUUGCAGCUGGCGGCCUUAUGCUUUUUGUUCACCUGCAGGACCUCUCUGAGAUGGUACAGCAGCAGGCUCCAGGUAUGAAAUUCAAAGGGAAUUCCAGACCAGCACUGAGAAAGGACCUGUGCACAGAGCACAAGGAGGGUGUGCAUAGUGAUCCAGGGCUGGUUCAAAGGUCAUCCAGCCUCAUCCAUCCUGUGCAGUUGCCAGCAACUGAGCUAACCAGGCUAUCUGGCAAAGCAGCCCCACAUGUGGGAGACCUGGACCCGCCCCGUGUCACCAAGCGGCACCGGAAGUUGCUCCUGAAGAACACGGGACAUGCAGCACGAGGGGACACCACACGUAGUAGCUGGGACCGCCUGCUCUGUAUCCAGGAGGCCCGCAAGCUCCUAGUCAAGGAAGUAUGUGCCCGGUACCGGAGUCGUGGCCCCCACAUAGUCAUGCCCAAACAUGUAUCACGCAUUUUUGUGGAGGAUAAGCACAAGCUACUAUACUGCGAAGUGCCCAAGGCUGGCUGCUCCAACUGGAAGAGGGUCCUGAUGGUGCUCGAGGGUCUGGCCUCUUCCACACAAGAGAUCCAGCAUGAUGCUGUGCACUAUGGCAACCACCUCCGCCGACUGGACAGCUUCGACCGGCAGGGCAUCACCCAUCGCCUGGAGACCUACACCAAAGUGCUCUUUGUACGGGAGCCGCUGGAGAGGCUGGUGUCUGCCUUCAGGGACAAGUUCGAGAACCCCAACACCUACUACCACCCAGUAUUUGGAAGGCCCAUCAUCUCACGGUACAGGGUCAACGCCUCUCAGGCCGCUCUGAGGACGGGCGCUGGAGUGACCUUUAAGGAGUUUGUGCAGUACCUGUUGGACGUACAUCGCCCCGUGGGCAUGGAUAUCCACUGGGAGCCAGUGGGGCACCUGUGCAGUCCCUGUCUAUUGGACUUUGAUUUCAUUGGCAAGUUUGAGACAAUGCAGGAAGAUGCCAACUUCCUGCUACACAGGACCGGUGCGCCACACAACCUCACCUUCCCCAGCUUCAAGGACAGGAACCCGCAGGCAGAGCGCACCUCCACGCACAUCACGCAGCAGUACUUUGCACAGCUAGAUGCAUCUGAGCGCCAGAGAGUCUAUGACUUCUACUACAUGGACUAUCUGAUGUUCAAUUACUCCAAGCCGUUCAAAGACUUGCACUGAAAUAAAAUGAGCAACCUUUCCUCUGUCAGAAAGACCAACUUUAUGUGUCCCUUGAAAUACAUGUUCUUAAGAAGAAUACAGUAUCGGUCUGUCGUCACUGGGGUGUGUUAAGUACCGUAUAUACAAAUACACAGACUUUGAGCACAAAGAUGCUGCUUCCUCUGCAAAUAUUCACAGCUACAAACAUUAAAAAGGCCUAAACAUGCCUAAACAUGAAGCCCAUCAAUGUUACCCUAUAACCAACAGAUUCAUACGGUACAGGCCCUGAAAGAACUGUAUGACAUCCCACACACACAGUGAGCAGGCUGGACUCUGUGUGCCUAGCUCAUCCUGGUAGGACCACAAAUUCCAUAUUUUCAAUUAAAAAAGAUCAGAGUUACAACAUUAAGAGGAAUAUUUAUUUUUCUAUAUAUAUUUGUACAAUGGGUAUACUCAAAGUGUGUGUGUGAGCGUGUGUGGGCAAGCGUGUGUGCGUGCAGGGUUUUCAUUAGUCAAUGGGGAAUGUUCAUCAACUGUAGCCAUGCAUGUCACCACACAUCUACCUACAGAGAGUGAGCACCGGCUCUUGGAGGUCCUAGUCAGCUGUGUCUUUGUGCGAUCAUAUCCCACACUGACACUAAGGGAUAAAGUGGAUCCUUCAGUCAGGGAUCAAACAAGUGAAACCUGUUAGUGGACAUUCCAACCAGGUGGAUAUCAUAUAAGGAAAAGAAAAGAAAAGGAGAGGAAGGUACCAUUUACUGACCACUACCAUCAUUAACUGUGAGCCCAUUUACAAACACUGCAACACUUACAUUAGAUCUGAGUUCUCCCAAAAACAAGAAAUCCAAGCAAUAUUCCCAGAUAUUAUAUUUGUUUGUUUCAUUACCCCAAGUGUUCAUUACCCAUCAGUUGACGUGAUGAGUACCUUUGACUGCUAAAAAAGCAAGAACACAUAUCAUAGGCUGUUGCUAUACUAUAUUGCCCUUGCAGGUCCUUAUGUGCACCUUGUUCUGAUGGCUUCAGUGUUGCGGUGGUUGCUCUGAGUGGUAUAGCAUAGAGUUUGCGUGAAUGUACUAAAGCAGAAGUACAAGCAAGUCAUUCACCAACUACCCCUUCAUCCCAUGUGUUGGGUAAUAUAUGGGUGUAUGAUAUCUUCAAGUGUGUACACUAUAACAAGUGAAUGUAUUACUGUUUUUCUCUCAAAGCAAGUGUGCAAAACAAUGAUUUUAAGCCCUUUGCCUUACUCUACACUGCCAGUGAACAGGUAUGUAUCAGGAAUACAUUUGUCAGGGGAUUUUUUGUCUGUGAUGAGUGUCUGUGAAUAAAUGUUUCU